CUGAAGCUCUGAGAUGUGCAGUAGUCUUCUGCGGUAAUGCAGAGGGUCUCAAGGAUGUCACAGUGAAGGCUUCUCACCAAGUUUUAGGACGGUUUGCUAAACCUUAACAUAAGAAUAUAGCUACGACUAGUAUGUUGCAACAGCACUGACAAUUAAAGUAAAAUAAAAAGGUUUGAGAAACGUGGCAGGCACAGGAAGAACCAGCCACUGCCAUUCACUGCGGACCAUGGCUCCAUCACGCGUAAAGAGUUCCCAUUGUGUCCAAAAAGCUGGAAUAACAUGGCUGUUUGUAAGCUGGUUGCUUGCUAUGCAGAUCAUCAAUACCUAUGGACAAGAUGAUUUAGAAGAACAAUCAGGUGAUUAUGGGUACGAGGAGGAGAUAUAUUCACAAGAGCAUGAAUAUGGAAGUACUCCCUACAAUGGCUAUGGGUCAGAGGAUGACUACUUGAUUACAUCGACAGAUAUUCCUUCUAGCACAGAUGUACCAGAAGGGAAUUAUGAGGAAGAAGUUACAUUUUCUGGGUAUGAUCCUGACACACAGAUUGAGACAGAGGAAGAGAAUCCAUCUCCUACGGAAUCAUUUUUUGCUGCAAGAGAUGUAACUACAGUGACCACCAGAUUUCCAUAUCAUCGUCAAACUACUCCAAGAGAAAAUGAGGAUAUUAUUCCUGCCCCAGAACUUUCACGUGAUUAUGAAGUGACAAACUUGAUUGAAGAAUUUAGUGUUUCCAGUACUUCUGGAAUAAGAAGCGUUACAGGAUCACAGACUCACUUGAAGGCAUUUCAAAUAGGAGGAAGAAUGCAAAUUCGCAAACAAUCAAGGCUGAUCUUCCCCUAUGGUUUCCCACAGCAGUUCUCACUAGUUUCCACCUUCAGAAUGAGGGAGAAGACAGCUGAACAGGUGUGGAACCUAUGGGAAGUACAGGCACAGAAUGGAGCUGAGCAAUUUAGAUUGCGUCUCUAUGGAGAAAGCAAUGCAGUGGAUAUAUACAGCAUAGCAGCCUCAGGUAGUCAAAAAGUAACAACCUUUGAGAAUGUGGAAAGACUGUUUGAUGGAAGAUGGCACAAACUGUCUUUGAGCGCCAGAAGAAACCUGCUAACACUGUAUGUAGACUGUCAGCAAGUUGGCUCCUCACCUGUUAACCUCUAUGGUACCAUCAGAAUGGAUGGAUUCAGCAGUCUGGCUCGACGCAUAAGGGACGGAGCGGCAGCAAAUAUCGAUAUACAACAGCUUGAAAUCUUUGAAGAUGCAGAAACCGCCACUGAAACAACAUGUUGUGAGCUGCCUGGUGUGUGUGCUGAUGCAGGCGAAUUUAAUGCGAAAGGUUGCAACUGUUUGCCCGGAGAACCUGGUUUUCAAGGAUUUCCUGGAUCCAAGGGUGAAAAGGGAACUCAAGGCUUACAAGGUCAUUAUGGAAUCCAUGGCAGACAGGGACCGAGAGGAUCAAAGGGAGGACAAGGUAGAAGAGGUGAUACAGGUCCCAGGGGUGAACCAGGUCCUGAUGGUGAAGAAGGCCCUUCUGGGUUCACAGGAGAUACUGGUUUCUUUGGACUUCCUGGACAAAAAGGAGAAGAAGGUUUACCUGGAAAGAAGGGAGAGCGUGGGUUGACAGGUCCACAAGGAGAGCCAGGAAUUAAAGGAGAACUUGGUAAUAUUGGUAAACUUGGCCGUGAUGGCAUUGAUGGUCCUCCAGGUGAGAAGGGAUCACGAGGGCCGUCCGGAAAACAGGGCCCCGAGGGACCUAAGGGAUCUAAGGGUGAUGCUGGAGCCCCUGGGUUUUUAGGUAGUCGAGGUGACAUUGGUUACCCGGGUUAUCUGGGAAUAACUGGUGAUUAUGGAGAAAAGGGCAUAAAGGGUAUAGAAGGAAGAUCGGGAGAACCUGGGUACCGAGGUACCCCUGGAAAGGAUGGAGCAGCUGGUGUUGUUGGGUUAGAAGGAUAUGGUGGAGUAAUAGGUUUAAAGGGAGACAAAGGAGAUCAAGGUCCACGUGGUCCACCAGGAAUUGAAGGCAUGCUGGGAGCUAAAGGUGCAAAGGGUGAGUCAGGGAUCCCAGGGAGACCAGGACCACAGGGACUGAAAGGUCCAAAGGGAUCGCAAGGUGAAACAGGAGACGAUGGUAUAACGGGAGACAAAGGAAGACAGGGAGUCAAAGGAAAAACUGGAGCUAAGGGUGAUUUUGGUGACACUGGAGACAAAGGAUCACGUGGAAAACGAGGCUCUCCAGGUAUAUUGGGCCCGAUUGGGAGAACAGGUGUCCCUGGAUCACCAGGACCAAGGGGUUAUCGUGGCCCAGUUGGAGAUAGUGGAGAAAGAGGUCCUCCUGGAUCUCCUGGACUUACUGGUCCUGUGGGUCCAGAUUUGUCAGAUCAAAUAGUGUAUGAGCUGUGUCGUAAGGUGGUUAUACAGAGUGUGUCCCAAUAUGCCGCCAGCAUUAGAGGGAAGUGUGCCACGGCAUGUCCGACAGCCAACGUGUCAUUAAUAGGACCGCCAGGACCUACAGGAGUACCAGGAAAAGCAGGAAAGAAGGGAAAACCAGGUGCAGCUGGGUCCAAUGGCAUCCGAGGCCCAAGAGGUCCUCUUGGUGUUUUUGGAACCAAAGGAGCUGAUGGAGACAAAGGUAACAGAGGAGAGAAAGGAAAUGUAGGAGACCCAGGAACUGGACUUCCAGGACCAGAUGGAGUUCAAGGACCGACAGGAUAUCCAGGGUACCCAGGAGUUGCCAAGGAUGGAGCAAAUGGACCUCAGGGGCCUCCGGGUUACAGUGGUCCACCAGGUCAACAGGGGCUGCCAGGUCAAGCAGGGGUUCCAGGAUUCUGUGAAGCCAGAGACUGUGGCAUCAAUGCUCCCUCGAUGUUGAGUGAACAGGGUCUUUUUUCCAAGAAACUGUUCUGAGAAAUUGCAACACAUACCUCAAAGAGAAGAUGAUAAUACAGAGUGUUUGUGGACUUUGAUGGACUGACACCUGAAGAUGAAAUCUGUAGA
Messenger RNA from Pelobates fuscus (common spadefoot toad), 2983 nucleotides. RefSeq names its product collagen alpha-1(IX) chain-like. The transcript is spliced from 28 exons. The record is from RefSeq and is a predicted model, not a curated record. Lineage: Eukaryota; Metazoa; Chordata; Amphibia; Anura; Pelobatidae. The coding region runs from base 227 to 2893 and encodes 888 amino acids.